Molecule: messenger RNA, 819 nt
Organism: Trichosporon asahii var. asahii CBS 2479
Lineage: Eukaryota; Fungi; Basidiomycota; Tremellomycetes; Trichosporonales; Trichosporonaceae
Product: Guided entry of tail-anchored proteins 1
Exons: 2
Coding region: 1-819 (272 amino acids)
Biological process (GO): tail-anchored membrane protein insertion into ER membrane
Cellular component (GO): GET complex
Source: RefSeq, a predicted model, not a curated record
AUGUCCGAGGAUGACGUUCUACGAUUCCAUCGACGUCCACAGAUCAGAGGCGAAGCCGCUGUCUAUCUGUCGAAGACACCGUUCUCUUUACCUCUCGACGACAUGGCCAAGCCGAAUCUCCCGGUUGUUAUCUUCCUGCAAGUCUUGGUCACCCAGGUGAUCGCUUGGGUUGGCAAGUCCUUCCUCCAGGACGUUGCCUUCAACGCGUACUCAAAGUUCGUGCUCGGUGCGAACGCGAAGAAGCAGCGAGAACUCCGCAAGCAAGUUCUCGCCGACAAGGCCGAGCUGCAGAAAACGUCUUCGCAAGACGAGUUUGCCAAGUGGGCCCGCCUCAAGCGCAAGGUGGACAAGGGCCUCGAGCAACUGGAGAAGGAGAAUAACACAAUCAAUGCGUCGAAGGCGGCCUUCGCGACUCGCUUUAGCUCGCUCAUCUGGUUCAUUACGACCGGUCUCCAGCUCUUUGUUGUCUGGUGGUACCGCAAGAGCGCCGUGUUCUGGCUUCCCGAAGGUUGGGUGCCUGGGUUCAUUGCCUGGCUGCUUCGCUGGCCGAGCGCUCCUAAGGGUGAGUGGCAAGCUAACAAGCACCCCAGAAAGCUGACGACAGGUGCUGUGAGCUCCGCAGCUUGGGCUACUGUGUGUAAGCGGGUGCUGCAGUCCGCGGAGGAGGUCUACACCGCACUCAAGGAGCCCGUGCCGGCUGCUCCUACGCCGGUGCCCGUCGCCAUGCCCUCCGACGAGAAGGCGCGCCCCUCGUCGCGAGCGCCCACGGGAGCUAAGAUCGAAGAGCUCCCUGAGGUCACCGUUGAGGAGCUCGACUGA